AUGCGUCUCGCAACAGCAACAACACUGGGGGCCUCCCUGCACCUUGGGCUGGCCGUGGCACAAUCUACGGUGACCCUCAACCCAAGCACCACAUACCAAACUAUCGAUGGGUUUGGUUUCUCGGAGGCGUUCGGAUUCGGAAAUGGUGUUGCCAAUGCGCCCUCUGCGCAGCAGACCCAGGCACUGAAGUACAUGUUCAGUACCACCGAGGGAGCAGGAAUGACUAUUCUGCGCAACCGCAUUGCCUCGGAUCCCAAUGGCAGCAUCGAGCCUAACAGUCCCGGUUCGCCAUCGGCGGCGCCAAGCUACAAGCCACUGAAUGGUGACUCCAGCCAGGUCUUUUGGUCCAAGCAAGCCCGUGCCAUGGGUGUCAAGUACAUCUACGCAGACGCCUGGAGUGCCCCGGGAUAUAUGAAAACCAAUGACAACUAUAUCAACGGUGGCUACCUCUGUGGUGUGACUGGACACUCGUGCUCCUCGGGAGAUUGGAGACAGGCCUAUGCCAAUUAUCUUGUGCAAUACAUCAAAGAUUACGCCAGUCAGGGAAUCACUAUUGACUUUGUUGGCUUCCUCAACGAGCCGGAAUUCGCACCGAGCUACGAUUCCAUGCUAUCCGAUGGCACAGAGGCGGCGUCUUUCAUUCCCAUCUUGCAUGACACAAUUCAAAAGGCUGGCCUAUCCACCGGCAUUACUUGCUGUGAUGCCGAGGGUUGGAACGAUCAAGUCAAAUUCACCCAGCAACUCAUUUCUGCGGACGCCACCAAAUACAUGUCGCGUAUCACUUCCCACUGGUAUACGUCCAAAUGCACCGCGCCCAUCGAUACAAGUCUCCGAGUAUGGGAGACCGAGUACGCCGACCUGGACAGCUCCUUCUCUACCACAUGGCACUCAAGUGGUGCGACGAAUGAAGGUUUCACCUGGGCUCAAUACAUCUACCAGGGAUUGGUUGAGUGUAACCUGAGUGCCUUCCUGUACUGGGUUGGCGCUCAGUCCAACAGUAAUGCUGCCGGUCUUGUCACCCUUACUGGCUCCGGAUCGUCCACUCAGGUGACCGCAUCGGGCUCACUCUGGGCCUUUGCCAUGUUCUCUCGCUACAUUCGUCCAGACGCUGUCCGUAUCGGUACCACGGGCGCUCCCUCCAAUACCAAGGUGGCAUCAUUCAAGAACAACGACGGCACAAUUGCCACGGUCAUGAUCAACACCGGUAGUAGCGCACAGGCUGUUUCCCUUGGAGGCGGCUCGAUCUCCUCUGCCAAGGCCUACUACAUGGACAACUCCGUCUCAUCUCCCUCAAGCUUGUCAAUCACCCUCAACGCCGGUAGCGUCCAUGCUACUCUGCCAGGCUACUCAAUGGUUACCUUUGUGACUUCUGGUAGCGGCUCUUCCACCGGUCCCACUACUUUGACCACUCACACCACAACCUCGACAACCAGUGCGAGUGGCUCUACUGGUACCAGUGUUGCCCAGCACUGGGCCCAAUGUGGAGGUCAAGGUUGGACAGGUCCCACAACUUGCGCUAGUCCGUACACCUGCAAGGCGCAGAACGCCUACUACUCUCAGUGUCUCUGA
This is a messenger RNA of Penicillium diatomitis, 1569 nucleotides long. RefSeq lists its product as uncharacterized. Gene Ontology annotation, biological process: sphingolipid metabolic process; carbohydrate metabolic process. Gene Ontology annotation, molecular function: glucosylceramidase activity; cellulose binding. The record is from RefSeq and is a predicted model, not a curated record. The transcript is spliced from 5 exons. Lineage: Eukaryota; Fungi; Ascomycota; Eurotiomycetes; Eurotiales; Aspergillaceae. Gene Ontology annotation, cellular component: extracellular region. Bases 1 to 1569 code for a protein of 522 amino acids.